UUUCCCACUCGGGUGUAACGGUCAGGUGCGCCUCAGUCUGCGGUGCAAACUUUGUGAAACGAUGGAUUUUAUCCGAUCAGCAGCCGGACGUUUCCAAACAAACAAAACUAUGUUGUAGCAUCGCUGCAGCGUUGGACGGAAGGCCGAGGAAAUAAAAAAUAUCCACUGACGGUUUCCUGAACCUGAUUUUGCCUUGCAUUGAAUCAUGUCUGCAUAAACCGUCUUCUGGAAGGAAGCAAUCCAAUUCUAUGAACAAAGACUCAAGUCUCUCAUAACUUCGUUGGAUCACGCCGGCUGGCAGCCUCUUGAUUCCUGCGUACCUCGGACCUCCAUCUGCGAACCCUGUCCACCCUCCUCCCUCCAUCGCACCUCGUGGAUUACAAACUCUCCUGGCUUACCAUAUCCACCAUCUUCAAUCUGACCGGCAAACAACCACUUGGUUUCUCCACUCCCCCUCUGGCGGAUCCCUCCACCAUUCUUUUUUGCAUCCUGGUUCCAGUUCCCUGCAUUAUUCACCCAGAUUUCUAAUCCUUCUUGCAAUUUCCUAACAAUUCACAUCUUUUUUUUUUAUUUUCACUACGCUCAUUUCCUUCUGCUUCUUUCUUCUCCUGUCCCCCACUCCUGCUUUUGCCUGUCCUUUUUCCACCUUAUCUCUUUGUCUCCUCUGUCAUGUCCUUAUCCAUGAGGAACCCACCUCAACGUCGGCGCUCUCUGGGACCCGUUUCACCCAAACGAAUCUACAGGAACCUCUCUGUCAGACUGAAGGGAGGAGAGUGUUCCGUCGCUGCGGAGGUGGCUGCACCCAAAUACACCAGCAAACCUGCAGACGCUUACAAGACCCUGUGGGAGGCCGUGGAAAAUGAGGACACUUUGGCUGUGCAGAGCCUUUUGUCCAAAGAUCAUGCCAGCUGUGGAGGAGGAGGAGCAACAAGCUUGUGGGAGAGAGGAGAGAAGAAAGAGAAGGACUGGGAGAGAGAUAAAGAAAAAGGGGUGAACAGAUUGAAUGAACAGGGUUUGGUUCUGCUGGAUGUGGCUGCACUUACCCACAACUCCCCUCUUCUUCAUGUACUGACAAAGGCAGGGGCCAGACAUAACCCUAUUUUGUGCCGGCCAGAAGACUGGGGGCUCAAGCUGGAUGCCCUGGUGGAUCUGGCAAGUAAACGAGUGGAGGAGAAGUUGGAGUCCAGAAAAACAGGAGCAGGCCCCCAGGCACAGGCUGAGGUCCAGAGACAGACUCGGCUCUGGAGACUCCGGCUGGAGCUAUACUGCCGGAUGAGAGAGAACUUCCAGAACACAGAGCUCCCAGGUCCUCCCAGCCACGUGUCUUUGCUGGUAACCAGCAAUUCAUCUCUAUGUGUGGUGAUCAAGGAGCCAGAGGAAAGCACCACAGGACUCAUCACCCGCUAUAAAGUGGAGUGGAGCACCUCGGCCAGCUUCAAACGCGUCCUUGGUACAGCCCAGGUUACAGAAACAAGGAACCCCUCCUUUAUUAUCUAUGGACUGACAGCAGGAGUGCAGUACUAUGUGAGAGCGAGCGCCUACAAUGUGAAGGGAUGGGGCCCGCCUCAGUGCUCCACUCCGGUCAGCUCUGCCCUCUCCAGCUGGAGAGAGUGUGUUGGUGUGAAGUCGGCGCUCAGGAACCACGAGGGCCUUGUGAGGAAACUGCUGGAAGAUGCCAAAGAAUCCCAGUACAGAGGAUAUUAUAUAGACAGCUUGAAGUCACCGAGCCCCAGCAAGCGCCUGACGAUGUCUCGGGGCAUCAAACAACUUUUCCAGUCUGCCACCAAGUUUGUUCGUCACCUACAAAGGGGUGUAAACUUGGCGACUGUUUUCUACCACAAGGAUAACAUCCUGGUGACAGCUGAGGAUCAGAUCCCACUGGUGGAGAUCCACUGCUGCUCCACCUCUAUCACACAAGACUUCCUUUGGUUUGCCAAGUUGUCCUGCGCAUGGCAGCAGGUGCCCUGGCUUCAGCAGGGCCUGUCCUCUGCUCACUCCUCUCCCUCCUCCCUCCUUCAGAACAGGCACAACAUCGUAAGAGCUGUUUCUCAGCUGCAGUCUUCUCUAGGAACAAUGGAUUUGGGCCAGGUGUACUAUGAACCACUGAAAGACAGGCAGGGCAAUGUGCUAAUAGUGACGAUGAGGGAGUUUCCAAAUCCUCCAUUUAGUCCCCCUGACCCCCCAUUCCACUGGAUUCCUCUGGACCGGCUGGAGAAGAACCGCAGCAGAACUCCACUGCUGCCUGAGCCCACUGCCAUUGAUACACUCUAUGAGCAGCUGAAGGACAAACUGUCAUUCCACAGACACAGCAUUCAGUGGGUCCAGCCUGGUCUGUAUGUGGGCAUCCUAAAACUGUGCAGCUCAGUGGACCAGAUCAGGGUCCUGGUGCCACAAAGGAUCCCCAAUCUCCUCUGCCACACGCGAGUCCGCCACAAUCCCCAUGUGACCAGAGAGGAGUGGGCUUGGCUCCAGAGUCAUGUUUACACUGCACACAACGGCAACGCUCAUAACCCACCGAGCGGUCAGGACGAGAGCUUGACAGAGAGCAGCGGUGUGGAGGAGUUUGUCAGGUCUCUGAGAGCCGCAGUCACACAUCUCCUGACAAAGCUCAACAUCCCCCUCUACAGGGCCUAUCAGUAUGGCGUUUACACUCGGGAGCUGCUCCAGUUUGGUGGAAAGGUCUCCAUGCUGUUACUUUUGCCUCCCAGCGAGGACUUCAGCUCUAGUUACUGGCCUUUGGUGGGAACCAAAGAGCCUGGCCUCACCAUGCCUCUGCAGAUGUUUGAACUGGUUCACUUCUGGACAUAUGAGCGCGACUUCCUGUGUCAGUACUGCCAGGGAUGGGUAAGGCUGGAGCUGGACACUCAUCUGGCCCAGCAGGCUCUACGUGAGGCACUGGACACCAAGGAGGUGCAGGAAGCCCGGGAGCGGCUUAAUAACAUCACUGACCUUUCUCGUCAUUUGGAGAUGGUGUGGAGGGACGCCCGUUGGAUAAUGGACUGUCUGCAGUGUGUCCGCUCCAAGCAGUGGGUGGGAGCAGUACCUUUAGGUCUGGUGAUGGGAGGUGACCCACCACCUUGUCCUGAAGGUAAAGAAGAGGAAGACAGCUUGACUGCCAGAUUGAAAUGGCCCAGCCGUAACCAAACACAAAGAUCUAUAGCAGGAAGUUCUGUCAGUGCGCCCUUACCAAUUAGCAGGAAGUCGGUCUCCACUCCAGAAGGCAUCACAGUUGUCCCCGAGGAUGCUGCGCUCACGUUGAUGGAAGGUGUUGUGAAGGGAGGGUACCCUGUUGACAUCAGCUCUCAGUCAACAGCACACCUGACCAGCAUCAGCCUGCCGGAGCGUGGAAACACCAUGGCUUUAACAGAGUCUGGACUUCACCCUGCUGCUGUGGCACAGCUGGAGGCCACAGUGUUGGACACAAUGGACUUCACCCCCAGCAUCACAGACGUCAUCCAGCCGAUGGAGAUGGCGGAGCUGGUGGACAUUUUGCCAACGCUGAGUCUUAUGGAGGAAAACUCCAGUGGUCCAUUCACGCCAUCUGUAAUGGACAUGCUCAACAACUUUGGACGUGGGAUUGGGGAGGAAAACAGUCAUUUUGUCUUUGAGGGCUCAAGCUUGAUAAGGGAUGAUGAGGGGGCAUCAGAGCCAAACUGUGUGAGCAGAGAGGAAGUUACGCCUUCUUCUACCACUGUAAAUGCUUCUGAGAGCAACACACCUGUUUCAGGGUGUGACUUUCCUCGAGAGGUUGCAGAGAUGAAGGAGGCUCCAAGUAGAGGUGCAUCUUUUCCAGUGAGAAGCCUGGUGGAGUGGGACAGACCCUCCACCAGUUCAUCCUGAUAUUAAACUCUGUCAAUUUCAGUCACACUCCAGCACUAGAUGAAGAAAUGAAAAGAUCCAUCUAAUCUUUUUUGAUCACUGUAUUUAUUCAUAGUAGCUAUUAACUUGAGAAUGUCUUGUAAGAUUUAGAUAAAGCCUCAUCCAUGAUAUUGCACCCAGUUCGGUGAUUGCAAACAAAAAGCUAGACAUGUUUUUGCACAUUUCUAAAUCUUUAAUUUUUUUUUUUCUAGCAUGAAGACUUGUGCUCAUAAGUUUCCAUUCUGAAUAUGAAAGUACUACAAAACCUUCAUGCUUGCUUAUUGGUUGCUCUUUUUAAAUUAUAAGGACAACAGAAACUACCCAAGUGAUCAUGAUAAAAAAGUUUAC
This is a messenger RNA of Girardinichthys multiradiatus, 4206 nucleotides long. RefSeq names its product ankyrin repeat and fibronectin type-III domain-containing protein 1-like. The transcript is spliced from 21 exons. Gene Ontology annotation, molecular function: protein binding. NCBI's taxonomy places the organism in Eukaryota, Metazoa, Chordata, Actinopteri, Cyprinodontiformes, Goodeidae. The record is from RefSeq and is a predicted model, not a curated record. The coding region runs from base 670 to 3840 and encodes 1056 amino acids. Gene Ontology annotation, cellular component: spindle. Gene Ontology annotation, biological process: establishment of mitotic spindle orientation; regulation of establishment of bipolar cell polarity.